This is a messenger RNA of Tachyglossus aculeatus (Australian echidna), 1446 nucleotides long. It is a transcript of the gene CXXC5, whose product is annotated as CXXC finger protein 5. The transcript is spliced from 4 exons. Lineage: Eukaryota; Metazoa; Chordata; Mammalia; Monotremata; Tachyglossidae. Gene Ontology annotation, cellular component: nucleus. Gene Ontology annotation, molecular function: methyl-CpG binding; zinc ion binding. The record is from RefSeq and is a predicted model, not a curated record. The coding region runs from base 428 to 1279 and encodes 283 amino acids.
UGGCUCCUCUUUUCCCCUCGGCUGCCCCCCGCUAGAACCUCCCCAGAACCUAGGCCGCUUCCGGUCCCGCUCUCGAACCCUGGGCCGUUGUCAAGGGGAUAAGCUUUGCCGAUGUGGCGGUGUUUGCCGGAAGCUUCGGGGCUCCAUCCCAGCCCCUGACCUGGGACCCGGAGGGCGAAGGUCAAAGGCUCAGCAAGCCCAGGAGUGAGGCCGCAGCCCGGGACCCAGCGAGGACACGGCAGCAGUGGACCGCUCCAGUUAGGCCCGUGACUCGAUCGUCGGCGCAGCCCGCCAUGGUCCGGCCCUGAGGACCCCCGACGGCCCGCGGACUCCUCCUCUCGCAGCCGCCGGCCCGGGAGCCCCCCGCCCCCCGAGCGUCCCCCCCCGGCCCGGGGCCGCCGGCCUGGCCCCGUCCCCGUCUCCCACCAUGGCCAGUCUGAGCAGCCCCCGGGAGGCCGCCGGCGGCGGCAGGAAGGAGAAGGGGCGGCCGGACGAGCCCCCGGCCCCGGCCGAGCGCCGGAACCGCAGCGGGAUCAUCAGCGAGCCCCUGAACAAGAGCCUGAAGAAAUCGCGGCCGCUGUCCCACUACUCCCCGUUCGGAGGCGGCAGCUCCCUGGGCGAGCCCCCCGAGAAGGGCGUCGGGGGGCAGGCGGGGGGCGGCGGGAGCGAGGGCCCCGCCCCGGCCGCGGCGGCCGGGGAGAAGCACCAGCCUACCUCAAAGCACAAAAGCAUCGCCCACCUGCUGAGCAAAGUGGAGCAGGUGGCCGGCAUCUCGGCGGAGGGGCAGGCGGCCCUGCAGCAGUACGCCCAGUCCACCGAAAUGCUCCGGCGCGUGGUCCAAGAACACAUGCCCCUGAUGGGCGACCACGGCAACGGCCUCGCGGAGAUGGAGGCCGCGGUCGCCGCGGAGACCACGAACAGCCCCUCCGAGUUCCCCUACCUGGGGGCCUUCCCGCUGAACCCCGGCCUCUUCAUCAUGACCCCCGCCGGGGUGUUCCUGGCCGAGAGCGCCCUGCACAUGGCCGGCCUGGCCGAGUACCCUAUGCAGAACGAGCUGGCGUCGGCCAUCGGCUCCGGGAAGAAGAAGAGGAAGCGCUGCGGGAUGUGCCCGCCCUGCCGGCGGCGGGUCAACUGCGAGCAGUGCAGCAGUUGUAGAAACCGAAAAACUGGUCACCAGAUUUGCAAAUUCAGAAAAUGUGAGGAACUCAAAAAGAAGCCUUCCGCCGCCCUGGAGAAGGUCAUGCUUCCUACAGGAACUGCAUUCAGAUGGUUUCAGUGAAGGUUGCAACCCCAAGGCCCUAGUGUUUCCUGCUAGCUUGUGUGGUCUCCCGCCAGACCGACCAAGAUGCUUUGGGAUGCAAACAAUGGAUACACACCCGUGUCUCUUUUAGAACCAAAAAUAUUCUCUCGCAGAUUUCAUUCCUGUUUUUAUAAUUUUUUUGAGGG